CUUUUUGUUGCUGUAGACUCUCACAGUACGUGUGUGUGUGUGUGCGCGUGUGCAUGUGUGUGUCUGCAGUUUGCUCAUUUCUUUUUUUUUUUUUUACUCCAAACAAACCGCCUUUUCUUAUCGGAUUCUUCACUUCCACCUCGAAGAAGUGUAUCGGUUUUUUCGUGUGGACUUCAUAACUGUGUGUGGGGAUAAAGCUCGAAGAGGAUAUCAUAAGGAAGAACGACUCAAAGAAGAAGAAAAACACACAAACCUGGAGGAGGAAAAGGGCGUUCAUACUUCGAAGUAACCAUGGAAGUUCCUGGUAUGCAGAGUUCUCAGAUUGAUCCGGAGGAGUUGUUCACCAAAUUGGAUCGUAUUGGAAAGGGAUCUUUUGGAGAGGUUUUUAAAGGGAUUGAUAAUCGCACUCAGAGCGUUGUCGCCAUCAAGACGAUCGAUCUGGAGGAGGCUGAGGACGAGAUCGAGGACAUCCAGCAGGAGAUCACGGUUCUCUCUCAGUGCGACAGUCCGUACAUCACCAAGUACUUCGGCUCCUAUCUGAAGGGCAGUAAACUAUGGAUCAUCAUGGAGUAUCUGGGCGGAGGUUCAGCGCUCGAUUUGCUUCGGGCGGGUCCGUUUGAUGAGUCUCAGAUUGCCACCAUGCUGAAGGAGAUCUUGAAGGGGCUCGACUACCUGCACUCUGAGAAGAAGAUCCACCGAGACAUCAAAGCUGCCAACGUGCUGCUGUCGGAGCACGGCCAGGUGAAGCUGGCAGACUUCGGCGUGGCCGGUCAGCUGACGGACACGCAGAUAAAGAGGGAAACCUUCGUGGGAACGCCGUUCUGGAUGGCUCCAGAGGUCAUCCAGCAGUCCGCCUACGACUCCAAGGCUGACAUUUGGUCGCUCGGCAUCACGGCCAUCGAGCUCGCCAAGGGAGAGCCCCCCAACUCGGACAUGCAUCCGAUGCGAGUGCUGUUCCACAUCCCCAAGUCUCCUCCCCCGACGCUGAGCGGAGAUUUCUCCAAGAGCUUCAAGGAGUUCACCGAGGCGUGCCUCAACAAGGACCCUGCCUUCCGGCCAACAGCCAAAGAGCUCCUCAAACACAAGUUCAUCGUCAAACACUGUAAGAAGACGUCCUACCUCAGCGAGCUGAUCGACAGGUACAGGCGCUGGAAGGAGGAGGGCCACAGCGGCAGCAGCUCCGACGACUCAGACAGUGAGUCCAGUAAUAAGGAGAACAGCGAGUCUCCUGAGUGGUCCUUCACCACGGUCCGUAAGAAGAAGACGGAGAGCAAGAAGGUCCUCAAUGUAACGGGUCAGGAUCAGCAGAUUAAAUCAGCCAGUCUGACCACAGUCAUCUCUCCCGUCUUCACUGAGUUGAAGCAGCAGCACAAGGAGCACUCUGAGCAGCGAUUGGCCAUCGAGGAGCUGGAACGCAACAUCCGAUUGGCUGAAGAGGUCUGUCCAGGCAUCACAGACAGGAUGGUCACACACAUCCUUGCUAGAUUCACAAUGAACUGAAGGACUCGGAAAAUGGAUCAGAAAAGGAAGGAAGUGCGUUAUGGGAAUAGAGACUGUGUCUCCAUACGGUGACGCUGCUGCACGAUUGGAAACCGAGGAUAUUUGCUGUGCGAUGUCUCCUCGCUGUACACACAGAAACACACACACACACACACACACACACACACACUCACACACACUACUAAUGUAAUAUAUACACUAUUAUAAAUAUAUAUACUCGCUGUUGCUGGUUGAUUGUUUUUCUCCCCCGAGUUGGAUUUGAAAGAUAGCUGUUUUUAUUUUAUUUUUUAAAUCCACUGAUCUGAAGUUUGGAAGAAACAGUCUAGUCAGUUGGAUUUUUUUUUUUUUUUUUUUCCCUUUUUUGGGCCACAGGCUUGCUUAAAGUAAGUCUUUGUAAUUAUUAGUCUUAAAAUUACCACCAGGUGCCUUAAUUAUUUAUGCUGUGAGUCUUUUUCUAAAAGGAGGUUUUUUUUGAAACCACACACAGAGAGAUAUAAAGAAGAGGGGGCCUCCAUCAGCAGUGGUAGGUGUGAGUCAUGACUUUUCUUGACUUUGUAGAUGUCUAUAUGUUUGUUCGGUAGCACUUGAGACAGAUUAUAUGCCAAUAUAACAUAUUUUUGUUGUCUUUAGUAAUUCUUUAUAUUACAGUUCCCUGAUCCAGGUCCAGUUCAGGUCUAACUUCCAAAGUCUAACACUUCAGGGUUACAUUUAGCUCGUUUUACAGCCAUACACCUAUUUCAUUCUGGGAUUGACUUCCUGGGAUGUGUGUAGUUCAAAGAGUGUCCAGUUGGAAUACAAUUACACUGUAAAUAAAACAAAAUGA
This is a messenger RNA of Etheostoma cragini (Arkansas darter), 2323 nucleotides long. RefSeq names its product serine/threonine protein kinase 26 (gene stk26). Gene Ontology annotation, biological process: protein phosphorylation. The record is from RefSeq and is a predicted model, not a curated record. Gene Ontology annotation, molecular function: ATP binding; protein kinase activity. The transcript is spliced from 12 exons. The coding region runs from base 292 to 1500 and encodes 402 amino acids. NCBI's taxonomy places the organism in Eukaryota, Metazoa, Chordata, Actinopteri, Perciformes, Percidae.